Molecule: messenger RNA, 1349 nt
Organism: Ornithodoros turicata
Lineage: Eukaryota; Metazoa; Arthropoda; Arachnida; Ixodida; Argasidae
Product: putative E3 ubiquitin-protein ligase UBR7
Exons: 11
Coding region: 22-1293 (423 amino acids)
Cellular component (GO): cytoplasm
Molecular function (GO): zinc ion binding; ubiquitin protein ligase activity
Source: RefSeq, a predicted model, not a curated record
CAACACUUCCUGGCGGGAGUUAUGGCGGACAGCAGCGAAGCAAAGUCUGUUCCUCCGACUGCUCCGGAGGUUUUGGAUGAGAAUAGUUUAACCCUUCAAGAUAUAUUGGAUGAAGAAGAAGAGCUCGAAGAAGAUGCCAAUGCAGUCCUCGGAGGAAGUGAUGACAAAAAUUGCACGUACGCACAGGGUUAUGUGAACCGCCAGGCACUAUAUGCAUGCAUCACAUGUGUGCCUCCAAAUGCAGAACCUGCAGGAGUUUGUCUCGCCUGUAGUUAUGCAUGCCAUGAGGGUCAUGAGCUCUACGAGCUCUACACAAAAAGGAAUUUUCGGUGCGACUGUGGAAAUAGUCACUUUCCGAGUAGCAACCAGUGUCGUCUCUUUCCAGUAAAAGACAGCAUCAAUGAAAAGAAUAACUACAACCACAAUUUCCAUGGGCGAUACUGCACGUGCGGUCGUCCCUAUCCAGACCCAGAGGAUGACGUAAACGAUGAGAUGUUACAGUGCAUAAUGUGUGAAGACUGGUACCAUGGAAGGCAUUUGGGUGAUAGGGUACCGGACAACCGAGACUACAGUGAGAUGAUCUGCCUUUGCUGUAUGGGGAAGCAUUCAUUUUUAUGGAAAUAUUACAAGAAUGCGAUCCGCAUUGACAAAAAAGGCGAAGACGGUUCUGCAAACAUAAGUCUUGAUGUCACAAAUAGUCAGUGCUCUAAACCUGCUGACAUAUAUGAGAAGGCACAGAAAGAUGCAGCAUCCAUCUCAAAUGGGGACACGAAAGAUGGACUGUCAUGUACCAAUGGAGAAAAGAACGAUCGUAAAGAAGCACUGUUGCACAGUGCAGCGAAACAGGAAACUGUGGCGAGCGAAUGCCUGUACAUGCAGCUGCCUGCAGUGAACGAAGAUAAGUUAACCAGCAGGAGUACGUUCUGGCCCUCUGGUUGGCGCUCAACUCUUUGCCGUUGUUCAAGCUGCGUGGCCAUGUACAAAGAGCAGCAGUGUAGUUAUCUUCUUGAGGACGAUGACACUGUACAAGCGUACGAGGAAAGAGGGAAAGAGAAAAGGGGAGAGAUGCCCCAAGGUGACCCCCUCAUGUCUGCUCUGGGGACCUUGGGGAGGGUGCAGCAAAUUGAGGCCAUUCAUGGCUACAAUAAUCUCAAGACAGAACUGACAGACUUUCUGAAGAAAUUUGCAGAUACUCGAAAGGUGGUGCGGGAGGAGGACGUGAGGGAGUUCUUUGGACAGAUGCAGGCGAGGAAGAGACAGCGGGUAUCGACGGUUCCUCACUUCUGCCGGUAGUGAUUUGUAAUUUGUUCAUCAUGAAUCCGUAUAAAGUGUUGUGCUUUUAACAUAAA